Messenger RNA from Rhipicephalus sanguineus (brown dog tick), 1613 nucleotides. RefSeq names its product xaa-Pro dipeptidase (gene Dip-C). The coding region runs from base 118 to 1572 and encodes 484 amino acids. The transcript has a single exon. The record is from RefSeq and is a predicted model, not a curated record. Lineage: Eukaryota; Metazoa; Arthropoda; Arachnida; Ixodida; Ixodidae. Gene Ontology annotation, molecular function: manganese ion binding; metalloaminopeptidase activity.
GCGUCCCGCAGUUACCGGUUACCGCCCCUCAAAAUUGCUGUACUUUGUUGCGGGACGGUGUUCCGCGUCGUCCGCAGGACUGUAGCCAGGUCGGGCGCGAUCCAUUCUGCAGCAGCAAUGCCGUCGAGCAGCGGGGUGAGCUUCACUCGAGGGGAGCACACGCUCGGAGUGCCGCGCGAAUUGCACGCAUUGAACCGUCGUCGCCUGUGCGAGAAGCUGCGAAGCACCCUGGGCAACAACGCGGAUGGUUCGUUCGUGGUGCUGCAGGGCGGUGAGUCGACGACCCAGUACUGUUCAGACCGCGAGCCCGUGUUUCGUCAGGAGUCCUACUUCCACUGGGCGUUCGGCGUCGAGGAGCCGGAUUAUUUGGGCGCCGUGGAUGUGGCUCAGGGAUUGAGCUAUCUCUUCAUGCCGCGGCUGCCGGACAGCUACGCGGUUUGGAUGGGCCGCCUGCCCACCGUGGAGGACGUGCGAGCGCGCUACGGCGUUGACGAGGUGUUCUACAGCGACGCGGUGAGCGACAGCCUGCGCUCGAAAGGGGCCCGCACGCUACUCACUCUGCGCGGCCGCAACAGCGACAGCGGCAAGAUGAGCGCCGAGGCCAAGUUUGCCGGCAUGGAGGGCUUCAAGGUGGACGCUGGGCCUCUGUUCGAAGCGAUGGCCGAGCUUCGCGUCUUCAAGACGCCCCUCGAGGUGGAGGUGCUGCGUUACGCGAACCGCGUGAGCAGCGAGGCGCACAAGGAGGUGAUGCGCCGCAUCCGACCGGGCAUGUACGAGUACCAGCUCGAGGCUCUCUUCAUGCACAAGUGCUACGCUGACGGCGGCGCCAGGCACGUGUCCUACACCUGCAUCUGCUGCGCCGGUGCCAACGGCGCUGUGCUGCAUUACGGCCACGCAGGCGCCCCCAACGACUCGCCCAUCGCGGACGGCGACAUGUGCCUGUUCGACAUGGGCUGCGAGUACUACUGCUACUCGUCGGACAUCACCUGCUCGUUCCCGGCCAACGGUCGGUUCACGGCCGACCAGCGCGUCGUGUACGAGGCCGUGCUGGCGGCCAGUCGGGCCGUCCUGGACGCCAUCCGGCCGGCCGUUCCGUGGCCCGACAUGCAUCGGCUCGCCGAGCGGCGCAUCCUGGAAGGGCUGCUCAACGCGGGUCUGCUGAGGGGCGACGUGGACGCCAUGAUGGAAGCCCGACUGGGCGCCACCUUCAUGCCGCACGGCCUGGGCCACCUGAUGGGGCUGGACGUCCACGACGUGGGAGGUUACUUGAGCGACGACCCUCCGCGGCCCACGGAGCCCGGACUGCGCUCCCUGCGGACGGCGCGCACGCUUCGCGAAGGCAUGGUGCUCACCGUCGAACCAGGCUGCUACUUCAUCGACGCCCUGCUGGACGAAGCCCUGCGGUCGCCCAAGCUGUCCGCCUUCCUGGUGCCGGGCGUGCUGCAGCGAUUCCGUCACUUCGGCGGCGUUCGCAUCGAGGAUGACGUGCUCGUCACGGCCGACGGACACGAGAUGCUCACGCAGGUGCCGCGCACCGUCGACGAGAUCGAGGCACUCAUGGCGGAACAUUGAUGCAUCUUCUUUUGUCGUUCCUAAUAAAUUACUUUAAAGCA